AUGCCACCAAAGGGCGAGGCACCUGCCGGAGACAAACCCUACAGAGGGGGCCGCGCAGGAGCGAAGAGGAGGAAGCUUCACUUUUACCAAGCGCAGGACGCUUUGAUCCAACUUGCUGAGUCGGUACAGAACAUAAUCGUGCGCAGGCGGAACUUUGAAGACGUUACCGAGGCCCACUACGACACGAUUAUUAGGUUCGGCCAGAUUACAGAACAGGUCGACGUAUUCCACCCAGUGUGGGCAGACCUGGUCGAGUACUAUCCUGAGUUGUGGACUGCUUUUUCGGACGUGACGGAAGAGCCUGCCACUGGGUCAGGAGCGCGUUGGAGGCCGAAAGCCGCGGCAAAGGCAGCUGGGUCGGGGGGUGCUGCUUCAAGCGAAGCGUCAGGCGCGCCCGCAGAGGGUGCAGCCCCUGGCGCACCGGCGCAGCCGCCCACACCUCCGAAGGCGCCGGCUCUUGGAAUAAGGGGACCCACGCGGGACCUUUAUUACAGGGGCCGGAGCGACCCACUGAGGCAGAGGAGGGUGCCAGCAGAGCCAGAACAGAUCAUUGAAGACACUGGCGCGAGAGCAUCUUCCGAGCCACCGGCUGCCGAGGACGAGGUAGAUCUGUCCAGAGCUGGCGGGAAUCCGGCAGAAGAUUCCCUGCGAUCUGCCAGGCGCGUCCGCACCCCGCCGGCGCGGCGAGCGCAAGAGGAGGCACGCCUGGAGGAGCUUAGGCUCCGCGGCUCGGUGUUUGCCUCUUUUAGGGACGCCGAAGACGCGGAGCCCGAGCAGGCCGAGCAGGCAGAGCAGGAAGCCGGCCGGGAGGAGACCGAGGAGAUAGAGGUAGAGGUCGAGGUUGCCCAAGGCGACGACGGGGGUGCUGCCGUAGGCGCACCGGACGACGAGCCCGCAACCGAAGGCCGACAGGCAGAAGGCGCCGAGGAGGAAGAGGCAGCAGAGGAGGACGAGGCAAUAGACCGUCGUGCCGUGCCCCCCCCGAGGGUGCAGCGCACCGCGCACCAAGGGGACGCAGAAGAAGCACUUAGUGCACCUGAUCCGUUUGAUUUGCCCAACGACGCGUGGAUCGACCCACAUUCUUACCGGGAGGCCUAUACAGCUAGUGGGGUUCCUAGGGGUGUGUCCGUAGCGCGCAUAGACACCAGCUCAGAAGAGGAAGGUAGGCAGCGGGGUGCUGCCUCAGGCGCACCGGCAACACCCAGGGCACCACCACAGAGAAGGCCGUUCCGACAGGGUGAGAUCGUGGAGGCUGAGGUGGAAGAGACAGCGACCUUGAGACGGCGACCCGCGACUCCGGAGGGAGAGCCUCCAACGAGGCGCCCCCGCGUUGUCUUGACCCCAGCGUCCAAGGCAUCAAGCGUCCCCGCCACAGCCAGCGCACCGUUGAGGGCAGAGCCCAUAGAAGCCGUCGAGGAAGCAGGGCCCAGAGAGCGUACAAGGACCCCGCGCCGACCAGAAGCAGCUCCCCCAAAGGGUGCUGCCCAGGCGCACCGGGGUCGAGGGCGCAGCGGGUCCUGGCCGCCCAAGCGGCAAGCAUCUUCUUCACCAGAGGGUGCGGUUUCUGAGGGUGACUCCCCAAGGUCACGUGCACCGGCGACCAAGGAGAGCCUGCCAAAGGCGCGGCAGUCGCAGCCAAAGCUGCCCUCGAAGGUGCCACCCACAGAUAGGCACGGGGUAAAGUAUAAGUCCCCUCCUGUGCCGGCGCCACCCGCGCCAAAGGGGACGGCAGCACAGCCGGUGUUCAAGGGCCCGCCGCACGCUGUGUUUGUGGCUAGCAUCACGAGAGGUGGCCAGGAGCAGCCCAAAGCAACUUCCAAGGCUCCGCCGCCGAUUGUCACCGGCAACCGACAGAAGCUAGCUUAUCACGCGUGGGCACAGCAGGCUAGAGACGAGGAGAACGCCCAGGCCGCAGCUUCAAGCGCGGCAGCUGCCAGUGCUUCCUCGCAAAGGGUGCUUGCUUCGCGCACCGAGGCCACGAUUGUCUUCGACUGGCACCACGUCUUAGACAAGGCCUGGAUCGAGUCCACAGGAGCUACCUGGGAGACCCGCCGUGGCUCCCACGGAUAUUUCAACCUUGAGUUUGUGGACGCGCUCAAAGCAUUCUGCGAGGAGCAUAAGCCACUUCGAUUGGCAAUUUUGAGCUAUAGCACACCCUCUUCAUCGGCGUGGUAUCGUCAUCAUUUCCUCGAAGAGGCCUUAGAGUGCUUGCGUUUGGCGUUGCCGCUGAGCAUCAACCUCAGCAUCGGCCAAACAUAUCAGCGCACUGGCCCCGACGGGAAGGCACAACAGUUGUGCCAGAUAGAGCCGCCAGCAAGUCUCAUUAUUGACGACAAUCGCGGCAUUAUAAAAGAGUGCGCGAAGACAGGCGCGCUCACUGUGCAGGCGCAGAAGGGUGGCGGCGUCGACCAGCUGAUCUACGAGCUCAACCAGGCAAGCGCGUUGAUCAAGCGAACGGGGCGCAACAACCUCCCAAAGGCUCGCCACCUGGAGCCCCGCGAGCUCCUUUACGAGAGGUAG
Messenger RNA from Symbiodinium sp. CCMP2592, 2520 nucleotides. The record is from the annotation of a GenBank genome assembly. Lineage: Eukaryota; Dinophyceae; Suessiales; Symbiodiniaceae.